AUGCUCGGAGGGAGCUUAGAGCGAGAUUCUUCACCAUCAAACUCAAAACCGACCACUGGAGAAGCGCUCAUGCCUAUCGCGACGAGUCCCCCCGACUCCAGUAAGUUUUCAACUCCGUUGUUCCUGGCUUCGCAAUCAAAUUCUCCGAUGCGCUUGGGUUGGUUCCGAGUGCCGUUGCUGAUAUCUCCUUUGUUAGAUCCUGAACCGCCGCCUCAGGACCAGCCCGCCACCACCGAUGCGUCGCCUCCGUCGAACCAUGUAGAGCCCGUCAAUGCGGCUCAAGAGUCCGUCGCACCGGCCCAGGGCUUGGUAGAGGACUCUGCAGCCACGUCUGCUGACGCACCGAAGAAACAUCAUCUACUGUUGCCCAUCCCGUCGCGUGCAUCCUUAAAAGCGGAUCGACAAUCUACGCUGGACAAGAGUCAAGACACCGCUCACGAUGACUCCGAGAAUACUCUUCGCGGUUCGAAAAGAAGCAUAUUCAAGGGUCGUAGGGACCGGAGCAGAGGUAGCAGUAUGAGGUCGCGUCGGCAAAAUCAGGAGGGGGCGAGUAUGGAGGAAGACAAGUCGGCAAGCCCUGACUUGCGUGAUCCGGCCAAGCCAGAGAGGAGAAGCAAGGUCUCGUAUAGGUUGUUCGCCUUCUUGAGCUGUUGUUCCUCGCCCAGCGAUGAUUCGGAGGACCCUGCCAUCCCAGCGAAGAGGACAUCCAGACAGCCAUCGGUUCCCCACACCCAGGCCACUCCGGAGAAGGCCGACACCAAUGCUGGUGAUUCGAGCACCGCGGAAUCCAAAGACCCGAGCUACUACCGGGAUGAGAAACCCAACAUGACUGUGACGUCGAACCAGUCCAUGUCUCAAGUAGACGAAGAGCGCACUGUGACUACUUCCGAGCAGGGCGCUCAGCUCGAUGGUGCAACGGUACCUUCGGGUGCGGCAGAGACAGAGAAAGUACCGACUUUGCCACAGGACAGUGCUGAAUCACAGGGGCUUGGUGUAGGCCAGAGUACUCAACCUUCUACUACGACCGCCGAAGCAAGCGCUGUUGCCAGCGAAGCGGAGGAACCCGCUCAGAAAACAGAGGAGCAAGCGAUCUCUCCUCUCACUGAAAAGUCUCAGGAUGCUCCGACUGCUCCUAUAGAACUGGAUGAAUUGCCUAAGCCCCCGGCGUCCGAGAAUAGCUAUGACGACGAGAAGUAUACUUCACACGACGAGGAGGCGACAGUAAUUCCGGCUGAAUUGCCUCCGCCGAUGGGCCCGUCCGGACACCACGCCGACACAAUGCUAGAGGAGACGCAACAGCAAUUCCUCUUGCCGCCACCUCUUCCCCAUCUGCGGGACAGGAAAUGCUUGGUUCUUGAUUUGGACGAGACGUUGGUUCACAGUAGUUUCAAGGUUCUUGAACGCGCCGAUUUUACCAUUCCCGUGGAGAUUGAAGGUCAAUAUCACAACAUCUACGUUAUAAAAAGACCUGGAGUCGACCAAUUCAUGAAAAGGGUGGGUGAGUUGUAUGAAGUGGUUGUCUUUACCGCUUCCGUGUCGAAGUACGGUGAUCCUCUGCUGGAUCAGCUAGAUAUUCACAACGUUGUCCACCACCGACUGUUCAGGGAUAGUUGCUAUAACCAUCAAGGCAACUAUGUCAAGGUUUGUCCUGCCCAGUGUACAUUCCCUUGCGAUCUUUCUCAAGUAGGCCGCGACCUACGAGACACGAUUAUCAUCGAUAAUUCCCCGACUUCGUAUAUCUUCCACCCUCAACAUGCGAUACCCAUCAGCAGCUGGUUCUCUGACGCCCACGAUAACGAGCUUCUCGAUCUGAUUCCCGUCCUCGAAGACCUUGCCGGGGCACAAGUGAAAGACGUUAGUCUGGUUCUCGACAUUGCAUUGUGA
Messenger RNA from Aspergillus vadensis CBS 113365, 1884 nucleotides. It is a transcript of the gene psrA, whose product is annotated as putative general stress response phosphoprotein phosphatase Psr1/2. NCBI's taxonomy places the organism in Eukaryota, Fungi, Ascomycota, Eurotiomycetes, Eurotiales, Aspergillaceae. Gene Ontology annotation, cellular component: plasma membrane. Bases 1 to 1884 code for a protein of 627 amino acids. The record is from RefSeq and is a predicted model, not a curated record. The transcript has 4 exons. Gene Ontology annotation, molecular function: phosphoprotein phosphatase activity.